This is a messenger RNA of Lytechinus variegatus (green sea urchin), 3060 nucleotides long. RefSeq names its product metallophosphoesterase MPPED2-like. Gene Ontology annotation, molecular function: hydrolase activity. The transcript is spliced from 8 exons. Bases 797 to 1888 code for a protein of 363 amino acids. The record is from RefSeq and is a predicted model, not a curated record. Lineage: Eukaryota; Metazoa; Echinodermata; Echinoidea; Temnopleuroida; Toxopneustidae.
UCAGGAUCAGGAAUUGAUAAUGAUGCAAUUUUUAUCCGCUUUGGCGUCACUCGCAACGGAAAUCAACUCGUGGAGGAGCCCGGCCCACCGGCGUAGAUGUUGACGGUGGCAGGGCAGUGCCAAGCUGGAUCUGCCGGACGGACGCGCUUGAUGAUUCAUGAAUGACGGAGUGAGUGAACAAACAGAAACAAGUUAUUUCGUAAUCGACGUGCAAUAAUGAGGAAGCCCAUUCGUGACGUGAAUGCCCGGCUUACUGCUUUCAGAUCUUGGACCAGGUUUUCCUCCAUUGUAAUGGACAAAAUUAGAACAUGACCUGAAUUAUUUCCUUGCUACCACUGAGGCGAUACUAGUUCUCUGAAUGACUGUCUUCUUGUCAAUCUGUAUUUAGCUGGAAUCAGAAUCUGCAUCAUUGCAUUUAUUUGUAAACAUUUCACUGUCUGACUGGAAACUUAAUAUGCCGAGAAGUGUGAUCUUUUAAAAAAUGAUGCCACUGUUUUGCAAAUUUUACUACUAUUACUAAGUAUCCAAUUCAAUUUCUUUUGAUGUUCCCAAAGUUCCAAGAACUUCAAAUCAAAACAAUCAAAUCAAUUUUGACUCCUGUCAAAGUCGAGGACUGCUUUGCUGAAAUAAAACAUUGCGGCGUGAAGCUAGAAAAAGUGAUCUUUACUAGUGUGGAUUGACGUGACGUACACUCGAUUCCGUAUUCUCAGAAUUUAGGAGGGAAGAUAUUCUCUUUAUUUUUCAAAUUUAGCAGGGUUCUGCAAUAGAUUUUACUUCAGUUCAACUCAAAGACAAUAUGUCAUUUCGCCGGAUGUUGAAAGGAGCCAGUGGGCGGAGCUUGGCGUCCAAGGAACCAGAGCCGGGUGACCAAUCAACAGAGAUCACUGUCCACCCUGAAACUCGCAAUCCAACGCGUGUAUGGGAUACCAUACGAUACAAACAGAAGGUUGAUGUGGUAAAGCCUAUCGAUCCAGCCACACCCAAACCAAGAGACCAUGUGCGGUUUGUGUGUAUAUCGGACACGCAUUCCAAGACUGGUGCCAUGCCAGAGAUACCGGAGGGGGAUGUGCUUAUUCAUGCCGGGGACUUCACCAAAAUUAGCCGCAGGAAAGAAGUGGUAAAUUUCAAUGAGUUUCUAGGUCACACAAGGUUUGUAUGCACAUCAGAUACCUUCUCAAAGACAACGUAUCUAAGCAAGGUGGUCCCGCCCGGCGAUGUCUUUAUUCAUGCUGGAAGCUUCAAUAACGUUGGCCUCCCAAGAGAAGUCACUGCAUUCAAUGAGUUCCUAGGUACACUACCUCAUCGUCACAAGAUCGUCAUCGCAGGCAACCAUGAACUAACCUUUGAUCAGCAACUCAUGUCAGAAAGGAAUAGCCAUGUCUUCAUGAGCUUUGCCUCAGCGUUUGAAGGACUCAAGAAAAAUGAAUGGAAGGAAAUUCGAUCUCUACUUACAAACUGCACCUACUUAGAAGACUCUCAGACACAUGUAAUGGGAUUUAAGAUCUAUGGAUCACCAUGGCAACCAGUGUUCUGUGAUUGGGGUUUCAAUUUACCCAGAGGCCAAGCACUUCUAGAUAAAUGGAACAAGAUUCCUGAGGAUACUGAUAUACUGAUUACCCAUGGCCCACCACUUGGUCAUGGGGAUCUAGCGAGCAACGGCUGUCGGGCGGGGUGUGUGGAGCUCUUGUCUACCGUCCAGCGACGCGUCCGCCCGAAAUACCACGUCUUCGGCCACAUCCACGAGGGCUACGGGGUCACGACAGAUGGCCAAACGACGUUUGUCAAUGCUGCAAUAUGUGAUGUUCACUACCGUCCGUGCAAUCCCCCCAUAGUCUUUGAUCUUCCAACGCCUCGGGUUCCGACGGUAGAAGCUGAAAGCUCAGUGUAACACGGAAUGUUGAAUAUGUAAUAUGUUUUAUUUAUACCUCUAUGAAAAUGAGAGCACUGCUCGGAAACUUGCGACCGGCUCAAGGAAUGGUCUGGCCUGUAUAAACAGAGCUUUAGUUAUUGAUUGUUUAAGUUGAUUUGUAUUAUUGAUUGUACAGUAUGACCUAUACAUGCAAUCAAUCAUGAUAAUAAUAAUAGUAAUAAUGCUAACAUUUGUAGGGCGCUUUAUACGGGUGUUUCAAAGUGGACAGGUGGGCUGACUAAAGUAAACAAUGAAUCCAGGAAAAAAAGUCAUAAAACAAUUUGCCUUAUGAUUGGUCAAUAAUGCCUCAUUAACGUGUGAGAUUAUUAUUGUUUGAUGGAUUAGUCUUUUUUUUUUGGGGGGGGGCAUCCUAGACAGCUAAGGGGCCAUGAUGUUUGCGUUUACCGGUAUGUUAUUUAUGAGGCAACAUGGAGGCUCAAUAUGGAGCAGCGGAUCAGUCUUCUGACUUUGAAACAGAGGCUCGUGGGUUCAAAUCCCAGCCAUGGCGUGAUUUCCUUCAGCAAGAAACUGAUCCACAUUGUGCUGCACUCAACCCAGGUGAGGUGAAUGGGUACCUGGCAGGAACUUAUUCCUUGAAAUUCCUCCGCGCCGUGAAAGGCUGCUGGGCUAAGGCCAGGGUAAUAAUAUCCAAGUCCUUUGGCAGUUCAUAGGGACUUUAUGACAUGAUGUGAUAUGUGCUUCACAAUGUUGGAUGUGUGGGAAGUGACCAGGGAUGUGUAUCCGAGGCUAGCACUUCCGAGUCUCGUGGACACUGAAAAAUCAUUCUCCUGUAGACUUUGUACAGAUAAAUUGGCCUGAGGCCUAGGCCAGGGCUGGGAAAAUGUGGCCUAGAGGCUCGCCUUGACUUCAUCAUCGGAAGUUGAUACAUAUGUUCACUCUCAUGGAUGUUUCAAACAGGCCGAUGCAUUUAUUGAUCAAUCUUGUGUGCUGUAAAAGGCUGUCGGGCUAUUUGAAAAUGCCAGGGUAAAACUUUAUUCAAAGGUGUUUGUUAACAUAUUGAUAUUGAGUGACAAUGCUGCUAGAGAAAACCUCCUAUAGACUGUGUACACAUGACUCUACCUGAGACCAAGGCCGGCAGCAUGUGACCUAGAAGCCGGCCUCCACUUCAUCCCUUGAAGUUAAUACAUGUG